Aaosphaeria arxii CBS 175.79 is the source of this 1593-nucleotide messenger RNA. RefSeq lists its product as uncharacterized. Bases 1 to 1593 code for a protein of 530 amino acids. The record is from RefSeq and is a predicted model, not a curated record. Lineage: Eukaryota; Fungi; Ascomycota; Dothideomycetes; Pleosporales. The transcript has 2 exons.
AUGGGCCCAUCUACCCCAGAUGAGGGUUCUCAUGACCAUCUCCAGCUUCUUAGUGACGCCGUUUCCGAUACCUCGACUCCUCCAAGUUCUUUGAUAGAAGCCACGAGCCUGAAUUCAACACUCGCUACCCAGGAGACAACGUCAAACAUCCAGUCUGCGUUCUCAAGUCCUCUGCGCAUUACAACCCGUCAUGAUUUUUCUCUGGACGCCGCGACGAUUUCUCAAAAACUCAUUCAUGCUGUUCAGCCGUGCCAUACCGAGACUAUAACCGAUUUCAUGCACAAAUGCGUCGAUCUCUUCAUGUUGUAUCAGUUUCCAAACACACCAAUCGCGCAUGAACCAACGCUCCGGUCAGCAAUUGCACUUUUCGAUCGCACUUCGGUGAUGUUGCUCGCAUCACCGCCCUACGCCGACUCGACCUCUGUCGAGCCACUGAGACGAUUUACCCUGGUCACGGCUAUCUGUGCCCUUGUCAUCUCUGUCAUGCCUCGAGAGCUACUUGACUCCCCCAAGGACCUUUUCUGGCCAUACUACUACGCAUCACGAGCAAUGCUGAGGCUCUAUGAGGAAUAUGACUUGGAAUUUCCCGACUGGUCCUCAUUCUGCAUUCGGACAUGGCACUCGGCAGGAUUGGAGAACACAACGGGUCGAGACGUAAUCUCUUCACACAUACAUCGCGAAGGGACUUUCCUAGCACUGAAAGCUCGAAUCUAUGAUGAGAAAGUUAUCGGCUCCCUCCUUCCCGUUGAUGCACGGCUCCUACGCAUGAAUUGGUGGCUGUCGUACCUGGCCGAUAAGACUGCAGCAGCUUUCGACAAAGUGCCGUAUGUCAUUAGCGAUGGAUUUUGCGAUGACAGAAUCACGAUUGACGAGGAGAAGGAACACGAGAAUCUUCUUCUCGACCCGUCUAGGCCAUGGAACCAGAAUCGCUUUGAACAUAGGCUCCUGCUCGGUUUUCAAUUUAAAAGACGUCUAUGGGCAGCAGCCGCAGACGUAGUCCACGGGAUCAGACUGCACUCAAAAAAUCAUCGAUCUGACUUUGCAGACAGCAGGCCAGAUCAACAGUCCACUGAAAAACUCUAUGGUCUGUAUCUACAUUUUUGUGGUAUCAUCGAUGACCUUCCACAAUGUUUGCAAUUACCAGACGCUGCGGCUGGGCCCGUGGAGCCGGAAGUCGUGCAGUACCAAGCCUUGAGUUUCUGGGCCCAACGUAGUAAUAUACUCUCUGUGUAUCACUGCAUGAGAAUUGUCAUACUACAGUUAUGCCUUGACGCCGAUCUUGCUGAGGUGGUAGGACUUAAUAAUAUGCCAAUCUCGUGGGCCAUGCGUAAACUUGAGAUCUGCCAAGAUUUCCUUCGCGAGUUAUCACUCAUACCAUUCAAUUGUUACAGAGUCCAAGGCGAACCUGCAGUCGAGCGAGUCCGUAGGGUUGGAAGCAUUCUGCUGGCCGUCGUGAACGAUCCGCCUACCCCGCCAAUUGAGAAAAGAGCACGCACCCAACUCGAGAAGCUGUUGGACAUCCUUUCCAGUUUGGACUCGAGAGCAACCGACCAUCUUCAGGAUCUGGAGAAUAAUGCCAACAUCUGCUCAUGA